UUAUCAGUUAUCACAAAUGUUAUCUUUUGCCGCCGUUAUCACAUCGCAGUUCUCCCCCGGUUAUCAAAUAAAUUGUUAUAAUUUUUCGCGCGCGCGCAUAUGACAACAUGCAUAACGACCUCUUUAUUAUUUUAACAACGUAUAGUUCCCUCUUAAAUAUACAAAAAUAUAACCCAACCUUGAUACGAUCUGCUUUACCGUUCACCAGGAUGUCGCACACUAAUGAUAUUAAAAUGGCCAUUAGUGAAUAACACACAUUAAUAACUUUUGUAUAUAAAAUGUCGUGUUCGCUCGUGGCGCAGACUCAUAAUGGCCACAAUGGAUAUUUAUAUUGAAAGACACUUUCGACAUUAGGUAUCCUUAUUCAAUUAAAUAUACUGCACACUGCAAAACCAUUUAUAUUGAUAGACGUAUUCACUAUAAGAGACAUUAAGUAGGCAUAUUUACAAUAAUAGGUAUCUUAUCCGCAUUCAAUUAAAUAUUCACACACAACCUGGUCAUUAGUGAUUGAAAGACAUUUCCUGCCAAAUGGCAGUAAUAAUCACAAAUAAAUGUCUUCUUAAUGUACCCUACCGGUCGCCAGGAUGUCGCGGACUCAUAAUGUAUAUCCCUAUUCAAUUCAUCGAUAAACAAUUAAGAACAUACGUCGCCAGGAUGCGAGUGUGCCCGGCCGGUCGACAGGAUGUCGCGGACUCAUAAUGUAUAUCCCUAUUCAAUUCUUCGAUAAACAAUUAAGAACGUACCUCGCCCCGCCAUUAGAAUACUAUCUUUUUUUUUUGUAAAUUCUGAAGAGAGUCAACAGUUCUUCAGUCCGUUUUAAACCGUUGUACACGUAUUUUUCGCUCUCUAAGUCUUUAAAAUAUUAUUUCACUGUUUAUUUUUUUUGUUCAAAACUGUGUGUUUUACAUAAUUUAAAAAUGUUUGACAUAGUAAUGUUAUUCGUAUAUUAUUUCGUAAACCCACUUCGGAGUCGUGCUGCAGAUGAAGACAACCGCGUUUUGUCCCGUGAUGACUUGAUGAGGAUAAACGGAGAAGGUUUUCAGGAUGAUGAGAUAAAUAAUACCACAAUUGACAAUAAUACUACAGUUGAUAACGCUAUUGAAAAUAAUACUCAAUUUAAUCAUAUUUCAUUACGUGAGCUUUAUGCGGAAUAUUUGGUGGUGCGGGACCGUAACAUAGGGUUGAGUGAAUGGGCAACACAUGCGGGAUUAAUUUCAAGAGAAUUAAAUUUAGAGUUUAGUGUAUUGGGAUUGGUAAUGGUUGAUAAUUUUAUGGAUAAUUCAAUUCCCAUGGAUGAAUUCAUAAUACAGAUAUCACAUCAGGACUUAUUGUUUAUGAUUGGAAGAAUCACUCGUCUCCAUACACAACACUACAUAUUUAUGCAAAUACUAUACAGAGGUCGGAGAAUAACACAAAUGGAAAGAAUGGGUGAAAUCAACUCAGAAGAUGCUAGAAAUAGCCGAUUUGAUUGGAAGAUGGUUACAGUUAUGAUUUUAUCAUUUUAUGACUUGACGGGUGAUACAUUCGAAUUUAUGUUAGAGAGAUUAGAAAAUAAAAUUAUGUUAUAA
Myzus persicae (green peach aphid) is the source of this 1568-nucleotide messenger RNA. RefSeq lists its product as uncharacterized. Bases 918 to 1568 code for a protein of 216 amino acids. Lineage: Eukaryota; Metazoa; Arthropoda; Insecta; Hemiptera; Aphididae. The record is from RefSeq and is a predicted model, not a curated record. The transcript has 3 exons.